AUUAACUUUUAUUCUUCUGGUUUUUUUGUUCCGAUAAAUACGCUCCGUCGCUCCGAGUCCCUCUCCAUGUCUCUUCGUCGCCGCUCUCAGCUUCCUUCUCCGGCGGCGAUUCUCUCAAAUCGUAUCUCUCGUUGAUAGGGAGGCGGGCGAGAAGGCGUUGCGGUCGUGGAUCUCGAAGAGAUCGGAGCAGAUAUGAAUCACUGCGCGAUGCCGCAACAGAACGCCUUCCCCGCCCGCGAAGAGAUCCGAGCUCCCUUCGCCGAGCGGAGGCCGCCGGUCUUCUGCCCCAAGCCGCGGCGGCUAAGCCAGUUUGCUACUGCCGUUGCCGAUCCACUCCGGACCCAUCGACGUCAUUCGAAUUACCAAAUCGACUUCUCUGAUUCGAAGACCGGGGCAGAUCUCCUCGACAUAUUUCUCAGAAAGGGCGAAGACCAGACGCAAGUAACUUCCUCGCCGCCCUUCUUCUGCGGCUCGCCGCCGAGCCGUGCUUCGAACCCAGUGAUUCACGACGCUCGCUUCGGCGAGGAACGCCCACCGCCACCGGCGCUCUUCCCCCCUUCCCCACUAACCCAACCCAAUCCACCGAUGUCCCCCAAGCAAGGUCGUGUCCACGCAAAGUUCGGCCUGGUCCCGGCGGCCGUCCGCGUCGAGGGUUUUGACUGCCUCAACCGCCGCCGCGGGAGCCACAGCAGCAUCACUGCCGUUGCAUGAACAGAAGAGGAAGAGGAAAGGAAGAACAAAAUUAACACCAAAAGCCAAGAAUUUUGAGCCAAAGAUUGGAGCUUUGAAGGAUUUUCCAUGACCUUUCAGUUUUUCUUCCCAAUUGUACAUUUUUCCCCCGUAGCAAUCAAUCUUCUUCUCCUUCUAUUUGAAGUUUUUUCUUUUUUCUUUUCCCCCUUUUUGCUUGAUUCAUGAAAUGGGGUUCAGCCAUUGUUCUUAUGGUCCGAGGCUUCGAAGCUGUUCAUUCUUGCUGGGAAAAAAAAACAACAAAAAGUCUGGAUUGUAACUCGUAUCAUCCAACUCCUCAAAUAUGUAACUAUUCAAUCUGUAAAAAAAGUAUAUGCUUCUUCUUGCUUAA
This is a messenger RNA of Zingiber officinale, 1078 nucleotides long. RefSeq lists its product as uncharacterized. NCBI's taxonomy places the organism in Eukaryota, Viridiplantae, Streptophyta, Magnoliopsida, Zingiberales, Zingiberaceae. Bases 193 to 711 code for a protein of 172 amino acids. The record is from RefSeq and is a predicted model, not a curated record. The transcript has 4 exons.